GGGGUCCGGGUCCAGUGGGACCAUGUUCACCAGCACCGGCUCCAGUGGGCUUUAUAAGGCACCUCUGUCCAAGGGUCUUCUGCUGGUCCCCAGUGCCCUGUCCCUUUUGCUAGCCCUCCUCCUGCCGCACUGUCAGAGGUUCUUCGUGUAUGACCUCCAAGCAGUCAAGGAUGACUUCCAGAUUUGGAGGUUGAUAUGUGGAAGAAUAAUUUGCCUUGAUUUGAAAGAUACUUUCUGCAGUAGUCUGCUUAUUUAUAAUUUUAGGAUAUUUGAAAGAAGAUAUGGAAGCAGAAAAUUUGCAUCCUUUUUGCUGGGUUCCUGGGUUUUGUCAGCCUUGGUUGACAUCGUCCUCGUUGAGGCCAUGUGGCAUUUCUUUGGUAUCGCUGCAGCUGGGAAUUUGCCUUCUGGAUUUCUGGUACCUGUGUUUGCUCUCUUUGUACCAUUUUACUGCUCCAUACCAAGAAGCCAAGUGGCACAAAUUCUGGGCCCGUUGUCCAUCACAAACAAGACACUGAUUUAUAUAUUGGGACUGCAGCUUUUCACCUCUGGUUCCUACAUCUGGAUUGUAGCCAUAAGUGGACUUGCAUCAGGCAUCUGCUACAACAGCCAAGUGUUCCGACUCCACCAGGUGCUCUGCAUUCCCAAGUGGGUGGCAAAGUUCUUUUCUUGGACACUUGAGCCCAUCUUCUCAUCUGCAGAACCCGCCACCGAAGCCAGGAUUGGGAUGGGGGCCACAGUAGACAUCCAGAGACAGCAGAGGAUGGAGCUGCUUGACCGGCAGCUGAUGCUCUCUCAGUUUGCACAAGUGAGACAACAGAGACAGCAGGGAGGAAUGAUCAGUUGGAAUCGUCUUUUCCUUCCUUUUCGUCAGCGACGGAAUAUAAACUCUCAGGAUGGUCGGCCAUCAGAACAAGCAUCUCCUCCUCCUCUUGAGGUUUCUGAGGAACAGGUUGCCCAGCUCAUGGAGAUGGGAUUUUCCAGGGGUGAUGCUUUAGAAGCCCUGAGAGCUUCAAACAAUGACCUGAAUGUGGCUACCAACUUCCUGCCACAGCACUGA
Messenger RNA from Zalophus californianus (California sea lion), 1057 nucleotides. RefSeq names its product ubiquitin-associated domain-containing protein 2-like. The record is from RefSeq and is a predicted model, not a curated record. Bases 23 to 1057 code for a protein of 344 amino acids. Gene Ontology annotation, molecular function: serine-type endopeptidase activity; protein binding. Lineage: Eukaryota; Metazoa; Chordata; Mammalia; Carnivora; Otariidae. The transcript has a single exon.